Molecule: messenger RNA, 2256 nt
Organism: Rhododendron vialii
Lineage: Eukaryota; Viridiplantae; Streptophyta; Magnoliopsida; Ericales; Ericaceae
Exons: 3
Coding region: 1265-2224 (319 amino acids)
Source: RefSeq, a predicted model, not a curated record
UCUAGAGCAAGAGGAGAGACACAAACUCAAUAUCAACUUAGACCAAGAUCAGAAAAACAAUUAGCAACCAACAUCGAAGAAGAUGAACUGAUAACCCGAUCACAGCCGGUGAAAAAAAGGUCAAGAAAAGUGGCUGAAAAAGAGAGCACACAACAACGAGUAAGCUUGAAUAGGUCCAACCUGCAGGGCAUGAUUAGGUUGAUCAAAGAUACCGAACUCAAUCCCAAACAUAUAGCUUGCCUCAAAAAAACACCUUUUUGGUUAUUGAUUGAAGCAAUUGUGAACAAGAAGUUGGUAAGUGAUCAUUGUAGAAAGGUUGAUGAAGUUAUUGUGAAAGUUAUGAAGUCCUAUGAUGAACGUACAAAAAGUUUUAGAUUGGGUGACAAGAAAGUGACCCUCAAGGAUAAUCAUGUGAAGUUGAUUUUUGGAAUUUGCUGUGGAAAUGAAGAGAUGACAGAAACAAACAUUAGCAAAGAAGACACUGCAUUAGCUAAGAGGUUGGGCAUCAAAGAGCCAAGGUUAACAACUACAACAAUGAAGGAAAAGAUAAAAGAACUAAAGAGUAGAACAAGCCAGAAGAUAUUGAAGACGUUGUCAGAUUGUUCUGUCUUUUCCUUUGUGUCACAUUGCUCUUUUUGACAAGUGGAACAACGGUGAAUUGGUCGUUUGUUUAUUACAUGGAAGACCUAGCAAAGGUAAAACAGUACAAUUGGGCAGGAGCUAUUACAGAUUAUUUGAUGAAGUCCAUUCACAAAAAUCAUAAGGAGCUCAAUGAAUUGCAUGGAUGUUCUUUGCUUUUAAUGUUUUGACUUUGUGAGCAGACUAAAGUUCUACAACAAAAGAAUGCAGAUGCAGUUCUAAGAUUACUUAAAUGGAACAUUUCAGAGCUUCGGGACGUACUUAGGGAUUUUGAUCAAUUGAACCAACUUCCGGCUGAUUAAGUAAGUGAUACCAAGUACGGGAAACAGAUAAAGAACAAAAGAUCUACAACAAUCUUGGAAGUGAACAAGAAUGUGGAGAAAUAGAAGCUCUUGAACUGGAGGUUGAAAAAGUAAGAAUGAGUGUUGAUGGUGAAUCUCCUCAACAAGUUAAAGGUUCUAGAGAAGCAAGGGUUGAAAAAGGGGCAACACAACUCAAACAAGAUGUCACAUCAGAAAUUGAAAAAGAACAAAGGACUGAAGUACUCCUCCGUGGGGAACAAGCUGAAAUUUAUGGAACUUAAAGAGGAGAAAGCACUAGAGGAGAGUGUGCUAGAGUGGGCUUCAUGGCUGAACAAGGAAGUGGACAAGGGCUAGAUGAUUUUAACACUCCCUCCAACCCGUCAUUGGAAGUUGAUUCGCCAAGGUACAAGUUCACUAUGGUGCAUGACAGCAUUGGCCUUGAAUCACGAGAAGAUCAUUUGUCACAAAUAGAUUCCGGUUCAACAUUAGUUCCAAAUACCUAUAAUGAGAUAUCGUUGGAUAAUAUUUGUGGAACAAUAUUGCACCAAUCAAAAAAGGAUGCAAUUGCAGUUAUUGAUGAACUGAACAAAAGGAUUGAACUCUUGGAGAAGGAAAAAAAGAGCAUGGAGAAUGAAAUCUUGGAAGUUCAUGAAGAAAAGCAAAAAACUCUUCAACAUCAAAAGGAGGAAAUUGAAAUUCUGAAGCGGGAACUUGAAGAGAAGGAUUUGUACAUCUCCAAAUUAUGCAAGAAAAACGAAGCCCUUGAAAAACUCUACAAGCAGUAUGAGGAACAAGUUCAACAUUAUGAAACACAUGAGUUAACACAAGGAUAUAAUGUUGAAACGGAAAGACAAGUGCAUCAAGUGACACAGAAGGCCACAUUUGACACUAUAAAGGAACUGCGGGAAGAGAGAGAUCAGUUGGAGGGGAAAUUGAUAAACAUUAAAAUUCAUGAAGUGACACAACAAAUAAGGGCUGAAAAAGUGCUUCAAAUUUCAAAGAAGAAAAGUUCACCGUCAAAGUUUAAGAGAGUGAAAGAAAGAGAUGAUAGAAAGACAAAUUUCUGUGAGAACUAUGUGUAUGGAAAGUUAAAGAGGAAAAGUCCGCAAGUAGAGUUUGUUGAUGUAGACGACUUCCAAGAAACUUCUUUGGCAAUUCAAGUGCAAAAGCCAAAAAAGAAACUGAAGGACUUGAAGAAGUGCAAUACUGAGAUGUCAAAACUCAUUCGUAUAGAAACUUGGUUGGCAAUUGAACAACUUUGGAAGACAGGAAAUUCUAGGUAAAUUUAUCUUUAAAACUAUUGCAUGUUUUUAAU